UGUAUAAAGCGGAGGAAAGGAUUCUUCCUUCCCGUGCCGCAAAAGAGAGCAUUCCCACCAAUUUCCCGGUGAUACCGAGCUGGGAUCUUGUCGGGAAGUUCACCGUGUAAAUUCGAAUCUUCAUUCGUUGAAUUUCCUUCGGCCGAUCAAUGCAGAUUAGGAGCAGUUUUUAGUUAAAAUACAUGUAUGUGUAUGUGGGUGAAAGAAUGUCGAAGGCUAUUGCCGAAGUCGCUACAGGAAUCUGUUUUGAGGCGAAAAUCCUUGGUGGGUUCGUUGUGAAACUUUAGGUAGUUGUCCGUGAGAACUGUUUUUUCAUUUCUAUCUUCUUUCUGUUUUCUUGAAUUUCGAGGAUUCUAGCGGCCGUUCUUGAGAUUCGAGAACUGUGUUUUCGUUUUCUACUGGUUCUACAAUUAUAUGGUCAUUAAUGUCUCUGGGUUUUGUGGGAUAUCUUUAGUUUUUCAAGGCAAUGUGCACAUGUUGAUUAAGGUUGCAGAUUCGUCUCGUUUUGCGGAAAUGAGAGAAAAAAAAAUUAUGUUUUAGAUCACUACUGAUAUAGAGUCUGUUCUGUUUAUUUUUCAAUUCUGGGGGGUUCAAUACAGCAAUAAAUUCAAGGGCUUUGGUACAUUUGGAGGGCGUAGUUUCCCCCAAUUUGAGAUCAAAUUGGUGGUUCUACAAUGUGUAGAUUAGAGCAGUGUGAUGACGAGUGCAAGUGUGGAGAAGAAAAAGAGGGAAGGCCUGAGAUAAGCAUGAAGUUCUUGGGUGAAGCCAAGUCAAAGAAAUCGAGAUUGAUGAUGGUUUCAAGGGGACAAACCCAAUUCAAGCUGUGGAUGUUUCGAGGAAUGACAAUUGUGCUAUGGACUUGUAUUAUUCAGCUAAUGGUGUUGGGCGAGAUGUGGAGGCCGAGAUUGUUUAAGGGUUGGCCUUGUUUUCAUUGUUCUGCUAUGUUGGCCGAUCACAAAUUCUCUUCUGUUCCACUCCCUGUUGUUCCUCCACCAAAAAGGAUUUAUAAGAACAAUGGCUAUCUUAUGAUUUCUUGCAAUGGAGGACUCAACCAAAUGCGAGCUGCAAUAUGCGACAUGGUUGCUAUUGCCAGACAUCUGAAUGUUACCCUUAUCGUCCCAGAGCUGGAUAAAGCCUCCUUCUGGGCUGAUCCAAGUGAGUUCCAGGACAUAUUUGAUGUUGAUCAUUUCAUUACGUCUUUGAGGGAUGAGGUCAGAGUUCUCAAAGAGCUACCAGCAAGACUUGAAAGGAGAAUUGAACUGGGAAAGCUCUACUCCUUGCCACCUAUUAGUUGGUCUGACAUUUCCUACUAUCGUAAUCAGAUUCUUCCUCUGUUGAAGAGGUAUAAAGUUGUACAUUUAAAUAAAACUGAUGCUCGGCUUGCCAAUAAUGGGCUCUCUCUAGAAAUCCAGAAGUUGCGCUGUAAAGUAAAUUUUAGUGCUCUGAGAUUCACUUCCCAGAUUGAGGAAUUGGGUAGAAGGGUUGUUAGGAUUCUGAGACAGAAUGGCCCCUUUCUUGUCCUCCAUCUUAGAUAUGAAAUGGACAUGUUGGCUUUCUCCGGCUGCACUCAUGGUUGUCAAGAUGAGGAGGCAGAAGAAUUGACAAGAAUGAGAUAUGCUUACCCCUGGUGGAAGGAAAAAGUUAUCGAUUCUGACCUCAAAAGGAAAGAAGGGUUGUGCCCUUUGACACCUGAGGAAGCUGCUUUGACAUUAAGGGCACUGGGUAUUGAUCGCAAUUUUCAAAUUUACAUUGCUGCUGGAGAAAUUUAUGGUGGAGAAAGGCGAAUGGCAAAUUUGGUGGCAGCAUUUCCAAAUUUGGUUAGAAAGGAGACCCUGCUGGACUCCUCAGAGCUGCAAUUUAUCCAGAACCACUUGUCCCAGAUGGCAGCACUUGAUUAUCUGGUAUCUUUGGAAAGCAAUAUAUUUGUCCCUACCUAUGAUGGAAAUAUGGCCAAAGUCGUAGAAGGCCAUCGGAGAUUUUUGGGGUUUAAGAAGACCAUUCGAUUAGACAGGAGGCUUCUUGUUGAUUUGAUAGAUCAACACACCGAAGGAUCAUUGAGCUGGGCAGAUUUCUCCUCCCUCGUGAAGGAGGCUCAUGCAGAACGAAUGGGGAGCCCCCAUGAACGGCGAGUUGUGAUUCCAGAACGACCAAAGGAAGAAGACUACUUCUACGCCAAUCCUCACGAGUGUCUGCAACAGUCCCGGUAGCUGUCCAAGAAGUAUGUGCUAGCUAUUCUUGACAUUAGAUGCCAUUUCUGUUGAUCUUAAACUGUUCGUGGCUCAUGUGUUUACAUCUUAAUAGCAUUUACACUUGGGUAGAACCAAGAAGCUCUCACAGAAUUCAUCGAAUAAUAAGACUGAUGUACAGAAAGACAACAACCACGCUGCCAUAGUGAGUCAAAUCCCAGAUCAGUUAGUUACAUAUGUAAAGAAAGGAAUACGAAUAGUGAUUAAAUUCAGCUACUUCUUCAAUGUUUGCUUGCUUGCUUGCUUUGUAUCAAUUCUCACUCUCUGCUGCUAUUUUAGAUUUCAAGCGGGCGAUACAGCAAUAAGAGAAACGAUAUUCGUACAGAAUUUUUGUGAAGAAUCAAUCCAACCCACCCGGGAAUAUGGUGUCCCAGCAAGUAUGAUUGAUAUUGUUUUCGUCUGAAAUGAAACCUUUGUUUCGUCUGGAUGUUACAGUAGGUAUGCGAUUCGAAAGUGGGGGCUGAUAAUGGGGGAAGAGUGGGUGAACCAAUACCUGUAAUUUGUGGUGAUAAACAAAUGUGGGUGGUGGUGGUGGCGGCGGCCAUUUGGCUCCUCAAUGGGGCUGUUGUCUCGGGGCCACAAUUAUGGUUGACUUGCGAGGAGUUGGUGAAUUUGCAUCAACUUUCAAUUCGAAGCACUCUCCAAGUCAUUUUGAGUGGCCAAUAUGGUAUCAAACCACUACUUCCUAUCUUUCAAAGAUGAAUUGAUUGAACUUGCUUUGAGCUUAUUAUUAUUGUUGUUGUUGGUGUUGUUGUUAUAUAUAGAAGGGCGGUUCGUGUUUUGUAUGUAUAAAAAAAUAAAUAUUUUGUUGUCUAUUUCUCUAUUUUGAGUAGAGUUGGGAAAUGGACGGGUCGGGCCGAGCUAGGCCGCCUUGCCUCCCGCUUGGCCCACCCAUUUUGUGGGUUAGGUUGAAUUUGGUUUGUGAGGGAUGCAGGCCAAACAAUGGGAAAUGGGGAUCGGUACGGCCCUAUGACCCUUAGUAAAUAAGUCAAGGCGGGUUGAGCCAAGCCAUUUUGGUGGCCCACUCCUAUUUUUGGUGGGUUAGGCUGGGUCACGGGCCACAAAGUACUAGCCUGAUCCAACUCGUUUGCUACAGUAUCGAGCCGGAUUAGGAGAUAGGCUGGCCGGGCGCGUCUAUGGGCUGCCCAGCCUAUUUUCCAACUCCAACUCUAAUUUUGAGUCACUUGAUAACUAAGAGUUAAUAUUAUAUAUGUU
Molecule: messenger RNA, 3461 nt
Organism: Diospyros lotus (date-plum)
Lineage: Eukaryota; Viridiplantae; Streptophyta; Magnoliopsida; Ericales; Ebenaceae
Product: rhamnogalacturonan I rhamnosyltransferase 1-like
Exons: 8
Coding region: 675-2207 (510 amino acids)
Cellular component (GO): cytoplasm
Source: RefSeq, a predicted model, not a curated record